GCUCUUGCUGCCCUUUCAUUGGCUGAGACGUCUGUCAAUCAUCGCAUGUCAAACCUAGGCUGUGCUGCAGUUUAUAUGGACUAAGAAGUCCCCAAAGCGUCUGAACUCCUUGUAGUUCGUCCCCACUUCAUCUUGUUUUGCUUUCCCCCCCCUCUCCUUCUCUCCAGCAGGGGGGCGAGGGCUAGAGCUCAUUUUAUUUUAUUAUUACACAGAGCCAGCUCUCCCACUAGCUGUACUUUAUACACUCACUCAGUAUGGAGCUCAACUCUCUGUUAAUCCUCCUGGAGGCAGCUGAAUAUUUGGAGAGAAGAGACCGAGGUAUUGUCACUCAUUGCAAAUUCCACCACACCUACACCAUAACCACUGCAUGAACCCACACACUGGGGGGGCUACACACCAUAAACACUGCAUGCACCCACACACACCAUAACCACUGCAUACACUUACACACCAUAACCACUGCAUGCACCCACACACACCAUAAACACUGCAUGCACCCACACACACCAUAAACACUGCAUACACUUACACACCAUAACCACUGCAUGCACCCACACACACACCAUAAACACUGCAUGCACCUACACACUGGGGGGGCUGCACACCAUAAACACUGUAUGCACCUACACAAUGAGGGGGGGCUGCACACCAUAAACACUGCAUGCACCUACACACCAUAAACACUGCAUGCACCUACACACUGAGGGGCUGCACCAUAAACACUGCAUGCACCCAACACACUGGGGGCUGCACACCAUAAACACUGCAUGCACCUACACACUGGGGGGCUGCACAACAUAAACACUGCAUGCACCUACACACUGGGGGGCUGCACACCAUAAACACCGCAUGCACCUACACACUGAGGGGGGGCUGCACACCAUAAACACCGCAUGCACCUACACACUGGGGGGCUGCACACCAUAAACACUGCAUGCACCUACACACUGGGGGGCUGCACACCAUAAACACUGCACCUACACACUGAGGGGCUGCACACCAUAAACACUGCACCUACACACUGAGGGGCUGCACACUAUAAACACUGCACCUACACACUGAGGGGCUGCACACCAUAAACACUGUACCUACACAAUGAGGGGCUGUAUACCAUAAACACUGCAUGCACCUACACACCAUAAACACUGCAUGCACCUACACACUGAGGGGCUGCACACCAUAAACACUGCACCUACACACUGGGGGGGAGGGGGCUGCACACCAUAACACUGCACCUACACAAUGAGGGGCUGAGCACCAUAAACACUGUACCUGCACAAUGAGGGCUGCACCCUUUAACAGAGAAGUCUGCACCCCAUAGACACUGCACACCAUGAACAAACAAGGCACCCCAUAAACGCUGCACACAGUAAACAAUGCACCUACUAACCUGGGAGGGAGCUAUUCUCUUUAACAAAGAAGCCUGCACCCUAUACACACCUGCUAAUAUGGGAAGGACCUGCACCCCAUAAACACUGCACCCUUUAACAGGGGUGUUUGCACCCUUUAACAGGGGUGUUUGCACCCUUUAUCAUGGAAAAGAGCUGCACCCAAUCAACACUACACCCGUUAACAUGGGCAGGGGCUGCACCCUAAAAAUCCUGCACCCAAUAAACAUUGCUUCUACUAACAUGGCAAUGGACUGCACCCCAUAAACACUGUAUCCUUUAUCAUGGGAGGAAGCUGCGACCCAUACACAUUGCCCCCCUAAAACAAAGCAGCAUUUAUCGUUGGAGGGAGAUGCAUACCCAUAAACACGUUUACCAUGGGAGAAAGAUGCCCCCUCAUAAAUACUGCACCCAUUAACAUGGGAAGGGGCUGCACCCCAUAAACACUGCGUCCAUUAACAUGGGAAGAGACUGCACCUUUUAAUAUGGGAGAGCUGCACCCCUAAAACCACUGCAGAGUAACACAGAAGGGGAGUACAGCCCAUAUAAAACACUGCUUUGUAACUUAGGAAGAUGUCUGCAGAUGUCUGAACUGCACAAUAACUUGGGAGGGACUGCACCCCCACCUCAAAACACUACACACAGUAAUGUUGAAAAUAGCUUCAUCCCUGAGCUCAGAACAGUAACAUGGGUGGGGGCUGCAACAGCUUAAAGUCUGCACUGUACCAUGGAAGCUUCAAAGCCCUUGUACUUUAAUAUUAAUGGGGGGCUCGCAUCCCAAAAAAACUGCACAACAACAUAUAAAGGGGGCUCCAACAUAUCCUGCACUGUAACAUGGGAAGGGGCUACCCACUAUAAACACUGCUUCAUAACAUGAGAGAGGGCUGCUCUACGUAAACACUGCAUGGUAAUAUGGCGGGGGGCUACACCCCCUACACUUUACAUGUCAACAUGGGAGUAGUCUGAAGCCAAGUAAAAACUGCACAGCGAAAUGGGAGGGGGAUGCCCCCCAUAGACACUGCACAGUAUCAUGGGAGGGGGUACACCCUAAUUAACACACUGUACAGUACUAUCCAGGGGGUGGAAAUAAAAACACACAAAGUUCUAUGUCCAUAGCUUUCAUUCUAUCUAUAAUACACACAGACCUGUCGCAGUCAUGUGUUUCCAAAUAAUAAUUGUUCCAACAUAUACAAAUUUCUGAAAAGUACACAUUGCCUCUAACAAUGUCUGCAGUGUGUUCUGUCCUUGCAAAUCUCAUCCCAGCCUAGAACCUCACACUAGACCUCUUUAAUGCGUAUCCUCCAUACAGUGCUACUUUCUAUGCAUGAACGGACACUUAUUGACGUGUUCCAAGUUUACAGACUCUGUUCUAAUGGUACACAAGUGUACUCUGCAGACCUGAUAUUAUGCUAUGCAUGUGGAGUAGGGCUAAUGGCUCUUGUCAGAUCAUACUUCCCUGGGGACAUUUCCAUGACUGCUGCUGUUUUUGGUUACAUUGUUUUGUGUGUAGAUGUCGGAGUGUCAUUUUAUUGUGAGUGUCAGUGGGGAGUGAUUAGGAUCCCACCCUGCAGGCUAGUCACAUGCUGUGCAUGUAAACAUUGUAACUUAUGGAGUAGUUUGGAGAAGGGGUGAGAAGUUGCUACACAGUUGCAUGUGCAGUGAUCAGUGUACUGUGUGUUUUAAUUAUUGUCCCCCUCCUCUCUCUUUUCCUUUGACAGAAGCAGAACAUGGCUAUGCAUCAGUUUUACCUUUCCAUACUGAUUACUCCUUGAAGAAAACCAAAGCAGCCUCAUUAUCUAGAAAAUCUCAAAACAACAGGUAAAUAGCAGAGGGGAGAGUCCCUUCCCCUGUCCUGAUUUAGGGGCUGCAGAUCAUAUGAGAGUGCUGGGGGUGGUGCUGGGAGAAGUCGCCAUUUUUCCUCCCUGGGCUUGGCUCUGUUUUGAUCUCAUAUAAACACUGCCACGCGUACACCAUGCACACAGCGGCCCAUGCAUGCAAGCCCUGCAGCAGCCAGCCUCAUCAGGAGACACACACGAAUUAACCUCUUCCAUGCAGUUACAUUUCACUUCUCAAUAACCACACUAGCACUGGAAUGCAGGACACUGCAUCAUGCUGCUUUUAAUGGAUUUUUAUUAUUGUAAAACAAAAACAAUGAAUACAAUAUGUAUAUUUUAUCUUUGUGGAAUUUUAUAACAUAACUGUGUCCUGGGCACCCAUUACUAAACUAUUUUAAACACUAUAUGUGUGGUUUUUUUUUUUAUUGUUUUAAAUAGCGAGUUUGUCUUUCUACAUACAAAUGUUUCUGUAUCUCUUGAUAUGUGUUCAGGCAUUUUGUGGCCCUGCACACAUAGUGUAGUUUCUAUGUUUAUUAACUUAGUUUGUUAUUUUGGGGGAAUAAUUGAAUAUGUAAGCAUAAUAGCCAGUAAAUAUGGCAAGGGUGUGCUGCAUGUUACUUACGUAUUUAUUUAUUUAUUUAUUUAUUUAUUUUAGUUUUUCUUGAGGGGGAGAGGUUAUAGUCAUUUGUAAUGGUGAAUAAUAAUACAUGUUAGCAGAAAUACAACUAGCCUUCAUAUUAUUAAAAAUGUACUUGCAUUAUAUUUGAUCCAGUGCACUGUAUGUUAAAGGGUCACCCUGAGCACUAUAACUACAUCAUCUUUCUGAAGUUGUUAUGGUGCAAAGACCCAGCCUUGGCAAACUUCAAAAAGCAAAACGUUAAGUAAUAAUUACAUUUUAUUUCUAUGUGUAGGGCAGCUUCCCUGCAAUGUCAGUCAGCUUAAAUUCUCUGUUCCUGAGAGGCAAUAUUAUUUUUGUGCGUGGUGUAAGCACACACAAUGUGCUAACCCCAGACGCCUUGGACAGGCUGACCUUGAUUGGGUUAGUUAAGUGCAACAUGUCAGAGCUCCUACUGUAAGGCAAUUUAAUUCCCUGACAAAAACACAAACAGCUCUAAUUAGAAUUCAUGCCCAUUCAAAAUGAGCGACUCCUGGAUUACAACUCCUAUUAUACUUAGUGAAAUUAUGAGAGCUUAAUGGGAGUUAAAUAUGUUUCUGGUGUAAUGAGAUCCAAAGGUAACCACUUUCUAAACAAUUUAUGUGGAAUAUUACUCUCUAACCAAUCAUGUGUGGUGGUUGGCUGAGCCUGAUUAGUGUUUUAUUCCACAAUAGCUUUAUAUAGUUUAUCACCACUUAAUGAAGACAUGAAAAUUAAUACUUAAAAUGGUACCAGAUUUAUUAAAAAAUAUUUUUAAUUCAAAUACUAAAUCUCAAUAAAACCACUGAUCUUUAUGAGAAAUUUUGGUCUGAAGAUUCUUCCUCUAUUAGAAAUAAUUGACCAGGCAAAUGCUCAGCACUAACAAGGAAGUAAGUGCUGUCAUAAAUUGCAGAUGCCAGUUAUACAGUUUAUGAAAGGCAUGUUUUUAGGGCUUAGAAAAUAUUUGUUCCAAUUUUAGCUUUUAAAAAAUAUACUUUUUUGGACACCGUUUCCUUGUAAUUUGUCUUAAGAAUUAUUUUAUGAUCCUUGCAUAGUUUUAAAUUCCUGCUCAUUUUCUGUGUGCAAAUCAGAUUUUAAUCUAUUUGUAAGUAUGUAGGUUUUUUUGUUUUUUUUUAAAUGUUGUUUUAGGAACAUCAGGUGGCACUGACUUGCACUUGUAUGUUCUUGAUGUUAAUGUUUACAUUUUUGAGAGAAGGUUAUGUAUUUCUUAGGUUCGGAAUAUAUAUAUAUAUAUAUAUAUAUAUAUAUAUACACACAUUAUAGUCAUUAAAAAUCCUUUUAUGUUUAUUUGAUUGGAAUUUCCAUGUGGGUAGACAUACCAAUGCAUGCAUAUAUUACAGUAGAUAAUUAAAGUUAUAGACUAUUAUUUAUAUUUUGUGAUUCUAUAGGUAUAUAUUGAUCAGUAUCCAGUUAUUUUCUUUUUUGUUGGUCACUAGGUAUUACGAGGGUUAAACAUAUCAGUGUGUUUGGUGAUGCUACUGAUUUUAUGUUUAAUGAGGCACUGUGUGCAUUUGAUAUGCAUGCUGUUCUUAGCAGAUCAUCUUAGCUCUCUCUACCCAGAGUGGAUUAUGUACUUCACACUAGACUUAUUUCAGUAGAAGUUGCUUUAUAAGAUCAGCAAUAACCCUUUAUCUUAAGCAACAGCUCACCUGCCUGCUAAUCAGUUUAGAGUUAAAGGACCACUAUAGUGCCAGGAAAACAUACUUGUCCUCCUCCUCCUCUCCUCCUCUUUGGCUGCAUGCGCGGCAGGAGCUGCGCGCGCAUUCAGCAAGUCUCACAGGAAAGCAUUCAUAAUGCUUUCCUAUGGACGCUUGCGUCUUCUCACUGUGAUUUUCACAGUGAGAAGCACGCAAACGCCUUUAGCGGCUGUCAAUGAGACAGCCACUAGAGGCUUUAGAGGCUGGAUUAACCUAUUUAUAAACAUAGCAGUUUCUCUGAAACUGCUAUGUUUAUAAAAAAAAAUGGGUUAACCCUAGCUGGAUCAGGCACCCAGACCACUUCAUUAAUCUGAAGUGGUCUGGGUGCCUAGAGUGGUCCUUUAAAGCAACACUGUUGGCACAAUAACCACUACAGCCCACUGUAAUGUUUAUGGUGGCAGGAGUGUUCUAGCACCCUCCCAGAGUAACUGGUCAACCUGUUUAAUAACAGUUUGACUACUUACCUGGGCCCAGGGUCCAGGAACUGUGGCUGUGAGGAGACCCUCGCUGAACCGACUGGGAGAUCAAAAGAUCUCCCUGAGUGGAGAUGUGCCCCAUCACCUAUUUGAGGGAUUGUUUUGAUCUGGAUCUCUAUAGCUCCCUUGCAUUCCCCCAACGCUUCAUGAUUACUCAGAGCACCAUGGUCAACACGCUGAGUCAUUGACUGAGCUCCGGGAGUGUGAGAGAGCUCUUAAUGUGAUCUACACUUGUUAUUGAUGCAGACCACAAAGGUCCCCCACCAGAUCACUAGGGAACCUGCGACUGAGCCAGCCCCCCACUUCCAGUGAUUCAGCCCAGAGUGCCCUCCACCGGACUACCAGGGAUAACAGCCCCCUCCUGUUAAAAAGUGAGCAGACAGUGUCAGGUGAACGCUCAAAGAUAAUAAGCAAGGCCCUGCACAGCUAGAUUUAACUUAGUGAGAGGAACUUCUAACCAGUGGAGGAGUCACUGGUGGGUGCCUGACAGGACCCAAACAAGUUGUCAAACCAUCCUUAACCCCUUAAGGACACAUGACAUGUCAUGAUUCCCUUUUAUUCCAGAAGUUUGGUCCUUAAGGGGAUAAACUGUAUGACCACUUACUCUGGGAGGAUACUAGGGAACUUUGUCAGCCAACUGGUUACUUGUUUGAUGGCUCAGGUCAGCCAACAGUCAAACUGGCAUCUAAACCAUUUUAUUGGAUUGUAGUGCUUAUGGUGCUUGGAUUAUUCCUUUGGGGCAGUUCUUUUUAUUUGCAAUCACUCAAGAUUUUUGUUGUGUGUGUAUUGCUCCAAGUGAGUUAACUACAACUUCCAUGAUGCACUGCUAGUGUUUAGCUGGGGCAUAAAAGUAUAGUGGAAGAUUUUAAUUUUGCAUGGCUGCUUUGACUUUUUUAAAAAAAUGUAUUUAAGGAGUAUUUCUGUACACCUUCUCUAUAAAUGUCCCCAGAAAAGGAAAGUUACGAAUGUAAAUCUGAUGGACACAAAUAUUUGCACUUAUAUUAUUAUUAUUUUUUUUUAAUUUACUUUUCGAGUGCAGGUUUUGCCUGAUAAGCAUAGUUCUGCUUUUAGCUUCAUUUAUGUUGACUACUAUGCGUAUACAUUAAAAAAAGUAAACAAUGAUUUGUGUGUGUGCUCAGUGUACUGUGAUUACAUGCAGAGCUAAAGACACAUGACUUCUUGGACUUUCUCUUGCCUAGCACGUCUGAAUUUCCAGGUUCGUUAUAUGCUUACUAAGUUACAUGAUCCUGCUAUGAGAGGAAGGGACAAGUGUUUAACCUAAUAGUCGAAACACCGAUGAGAUAUUUAUUGAUGGCUAUAUACACAGACAAAAAAAUAAUCAUGAUUCCCACCACCAGGGUUUUGGCUAUUGUAAUUUUAUAUGCUUUUACUUUUUGGUCCUUGAGGAAGUCCCUUAUGGGAAGAAACGCAUAGGGCCUAAUUUUGAUUUAAAUUUCUUUUGAAAUAAAGCCACUUUUCUCCAUUGUAUUCCUGCUGAAGUCCCUGGUUGAUAUUACACCUACUCGGAGGGAAAGUGCCCCCAAAGGCACCCAUUGUGCACAUACUACCAAGAAAUCUUGUGAGGGCAAUUCAGUUUGGUGCUUCAUUUAUUGAUAGCUAUUUGUUUGGUUUUUUUUUUUCUUUUGUUUUGUUUGCUGUCUGUAAACCAUUAAGUGUAAAAUUUAAACUAUAAUUUUAGAAUUUUAAACCACUGUACUGUGUGAGGAACUGCUGUAUUUCUCAAACUAAAAUGAAGAAAUGACCCUAUGACAUUAAAUAGCUCUUGUUAUGUUUAGAAUUAUUUUGUGCUAUAGUAGGAACCUGUCAAUAGCAUUGUAAAUAUUUGAGACGGAAAGUGACAAAAUACGUGAUGCAUGUGCUAUAAAUUGUUUUACUUGUUUGUGAUACUUGAUGCAAGAUGUUUAAAACUACCAGCCCUGCACCAAAUACACAUUUGACGAUAUGGAAAAUUUAAGAUUAAAGUGCAGCAACUGAAAAAAGUUUAGAGAAUUUCUUCAUAAUUACUUAGAUAUAUAUAUAUAUACUUUACAUAAUACGAUUUUGAGUUUUGGAAAGGUUUGUCACUAUGUCAUAAUGUUACUGCUCUGGCAUCCCAAAAACAUUGUUCAUAAAGUACGGGAGCAAAAAGGGACUUUGAGAUUCUUAUUGUUAUUACAGAAUUGUCUCUUAUCAGUCAAAUGUGUUAAGGAUUACCCUAAAAUAAAUAAAUGUACUAUAAUGACCUUUUAAAGCAAAUUCACUUGCUUGAAUUUAAAGUCAGCCUAUAUGUUUUAAUUCUGGUUGUUUUGCAAAUUAUAGCUGUGUAAAUGUGCAGACUAAUUUAAAAACUGGCCUCUGCUUCCUGAUAGUAAUAUCAGAAAAGUGAUGGUCUAUUCCUGCUGGUUAACUUGUUUGAUGGCUCAGGUCAGCCGACAGUCAAGCUGCACGUAGUAAGUUGGGCUGAAAAAAUGUAGGAAGGUUUAGUCACUGAAAAUGAAUUCAUUAGAUUGAGACUUCAAAUUAAAUUAAAGUUUAUGGUCAAAAUCUCCAACCUGGAAAAUUUCUGUCUGCUAUUAUCUCAGCUCGGCUACUCUGGCCUUAAAUUUGAAAUCCACUUUGAUUUCAUUUUGAAUUCUCACUUUGAAAUCUAUACCUCUGUACUGCCAAAAGUGCUGAAUAAGAUAAUCCGUUUGGUUCCUAAAUUAGGUUAUCCAGUUCUGUGCAUCAUAAUCUUGAAUUCAGUAAAGACCCGCGGAAGCGCCAAACAAGCCAAAUGUUAAAUUUCCAUAAGUCCCCAUUGUUAAUUAGUAGGGAUCAAUCAAACAGUACUCACAGUGGAAGUAAUGGCACUCUUCUGACUCAGUGACCCCAGGUAGUGGAUGUUAAACAUUCAAUGGCAACAUACUCUCACUUCAGUGUGACUCAGUAAUCUUUUUCUGUUGUUUUAGGGACAAAAGGACUUGGGAAUCUAGCUGUUUCAGACUUGAGACCAGAAUACUGGGCAUGGGGGCUUGACUGUCAGAGUGUUCCCUGUAAUGUUGGUUUAGUGAGUGUGAUUUCGUUUUUAUUGUACAUUUUGACAACGAUCAGUCUGUAAGCAUUCAAACACAUAUGGUAGUUAGAAGAACACUAUAGGGUCAGGAAUACAAAUGUGUAUUCCUGACCCUAUAGUGUUAAGAACAUUAUUUAGGUGGCCGGUCCCCACUUGCCCCUCUUAAAAUGGGUAUAAAACUUGCCUUUAUUCCAGCACAGCACAAGGUGGCGGCGCAAGGCCCAUGCCCAAUCCACCUCCUUAGCUGGGAUUGUCAGAAUUUAUCAUCUCGGCCAAUCCAAUACUUUCCCAUGAGAGAGCAUUGGGAGGGUAAUGUGCACGCAUGCACAGUGCUGGCCAGUCAGCCAGCAUCUCCUCCUAGAGAUGCACUGACCAAGGAAGCACCUCUAGUGGCCGUCUGCGUGAUUGCCACUGGAGGUGUCCCUAGUCAGAAAUGUAAACACUGCAUUUUCUCUGAAAAGGCAGUGUUUACAUUAAAAUGCCUGCAGGGACUGACUAUAGACAACAGAACAACUACAUUAAGCUAUAGUUGUUUAGGUGAUUUUAGUGUCCCUUUAAAUGCCACAGUAAAAACUAAAUAUUAUGGUUCACAUCAUGCUAACUGAUAAUGAACCUGCAUUCACACACACACUCUCUGAAGGUGGCUGUUCACUCAGCAAGGUAAGUAAAUUUAGGGUCAUGGUUAGGGAUUACAUUAGGGUUAGAGACUGAAUUUACAAUAUGAUAUUUCAACACAUGAAGUUACAGUUAGGGUUAUAAUAACAGUCAGGGUUACAUUUAGUGUUACAUCAAGUGUUGUCGCGAACGGUUCGCCGGCGAACUCCGGUCAGCUGACACAUCCCUGCCAAUCUCCGGCAGACCCUCCCUCCCAGACCCUCCCACCUCCUGGACAGCAUCCAUGUUGAAGCUGCCUUCAACAUGGAUGCUGUCCAGGAAGUAGGAGGGUCUGGGAGGGAGGGUAUGCUGGAGAUUUGCCGGGAUGUGUCAGCUGACCGGAGUUCGCCACGAACGGUUCGUGGCGAACCGUUCGCUGGAAGUUUGCGGACGGUUCGCGACAUCUCUAGUCCCCAACCCUAAUUUAACUAAUUGCUUAUAGAGCAAUGCAGCCCCUAACCCUAAACGUCAGUGAAUCCCUAACUUUAUUUACCUUUCAGGACUUCACUGAGCAACCCUCUUCAGAGAUUGUGUGCUCAUGUCUGUUCCCUAGAGAUCAGGUAACAGAUCUAUACGGGGGAACCAACUUUUGUACACAAGCAAAAUGAGGAACUAGAAUGGAUUAGAUGCUGAACAAUGAAAGCUAACAUUGGCCCAAACAUAGAGGUUGAAACCUACAUUUUGUCAACUGCUCAAAGGCAACUGGACAGUCUAAAUUCCAUUCCUAAAAGCACAGGCUUUAUAUUUGCAUUUGCAAACGUUUUUGAUUUCCUUCAUUUUGUUUUUUUUCGUUUUACAUACUAUCUUUUCUCUUCCUUAUUUUCCCUUCUCUAUUUCUGGGUAUUCGGUUGAUGUAACACCUUUCUUGCCAAUCUUUCCUAUUAAAACCACGCACCAUGUUAGUGGCUUUUUGAAUAUUUUGUGUUUUUUCUAUGAGGUUUUUUUUUUUUUUUUUAUUUUUUUUUUUAAGUAAUCCACAGACAACUGUAGUAAACCUUCCUUGACCUAGAAUAACGAAAUGGCAUAUCUUGUGCAUUGGAUAGAUUAAAACACUCCGACAAACCAGCUGCCGUGCUGCGGAUGUUCAUAGUGGUUCACAUACAUAUUUUAGUGCAUCUCCAAAUUGAAUGACAAGGUGUUUUGUGUAUCCACCUGUUAUCAGUAUGUUAAUCCUGGAUAUAUCUGAAGAUAGGUGGUACCUCCAUCACAUUUUGUGUUUCUGAAUUCAUACAGAAAGUCCUCAUUUUAUUAGUCUAAUUUCCACAACUGAAUGCAGCAUUUUAUAUGCAAGAGUACACAAUGUACUCACAGAGUGCUAUUCAUAAACAAAAACAUGACUGUGCAGUAUAUAUUCAGGCUCAGUGGCAUGGUGGCCACUACCCCGUUCUAUGGCGUGAGAAUCUGCCCUAUACAUUUCUUGGCUACAGGCAUUCUGCAGUGUUGCCUCGACAUUUCUGUUACAUUUUUUUAUGCUAAUCAUGUUUUUCAAAUUCAUUAGCCCAUUCAAUCAUCAUUGCACUCUCAUUAAUACACACAUCUCGUGCUAGUGAUUGUUCUAGCCAAUAGGUUAGCCAGUCCUCUGGUAGUAUGCAAAUGUGAAAAUGUAAUCUGCUCGGGUUUUAGACCUUUCAUUAGUACGAUGUACAGAUGGGAUUUGAGUUCCUACAUGGAGAGCACCUUGCCAUCCCUCACUCAUGGCUGACUCGGUAACUGUAGAUGCAAAUACUCAUGGGUGUCGUGAAUAUAAAAAUAUUGUUGGUGUUUAACAGAGUAUUAACUAGUUUUUCAUUAACCUCACUGAUGAUGCCUAACAAGGCUGAAACGAUCGUCUGGGGUUGCUGUAUCUCUCGUGCAGAGAGAACUUGCUGGUAUUUCGGAUCUGGACUGCCCGUAUGGAUGGGACCAGUCUGAUAUGCUUCAGAUAUGUUCUCUCUGUAAUGGCACAAGAUGAGCUAAAACCAGCUUGAUUUCUGAGCGGGGACCCACAGAAGGGCAGGCUAUUUUAGCUGCUGUCCGUUCUCAGAAUACUUUUGCAACACGUUUUUUGCUCUCCAUUAGUUUUUCAUUAAACACAAAAUUAUUUUUUAAUGCAUUUAUUUUUUUCCAUUUCCUAUUUUAAUAGUUUUCUGAACCAAAUAUAAAAUCAUUAUAAAAUUAAAAGCGAAAACUGUCUGUUUUCUGGUCAUUGCAAAGAUCAUUGCAAAGCUUUUUAAAAACCCUUAAAUCCGAUCUUAACCCUUUUUAGUGCUUGGAGAUCUAUUUAUUUUUUGGUAUUAACUUUCCUCAGAAAGGAAUUCGAAUUAAUAACAAUUUUUGUGACACAAACCCAUUUCCUGGUUCUAUAGUAAUUCAAAAGGUUAAGGGGAGAGAAAAUUAGGGGUGACAUCAGAAGGAGCUGUUGCGUAAUGUUAGCAGAGUUGAUAAAGAGACUGUAAUACAGUGCUUCAUAACCCUUUUUAUUUUCAACAGGGAGAUUAGCUUGGCAACCUGUACUUCAAUUUUAGAAUUAGCUCAGUUACCCAGAGUUUAAUUGUAACAUAUAACAAAAGGAAUUCUGUAAAACGUUUUCUGCUAUACUCUUCCCACUGGAAAGGCUGCUAUGGAAAAUUAAUUAUUGAGAGUUGUUGCAUAAAGUCUAAUGAAAAUGAAAUGCCUGUUCUCUCUCGGUCAAUGGUUUUUCAUUUUUAAGCCAAAUAGGACAAAACUUUGAAGUCAACUUUGUGUUUGUGCUAAUAUAAAAAAUAUGUCAAUUGUCCAAAAUACUCAGUUUAGUGAUGAAAACCACUAUGUAAAAAAAAAAAGUAAGCAACUUGUUUGUCUUUGUUUUUUUUUUUUUUGUGCUGUACCCACCAUCCCAAUGUUUACAUACUUUUUGUACUGUAUUAUUAUGUAAUAUUUUAGAAUAACAAUGAGCACUAUUCACUAAACCUCAAACUGUAGUGCAUUGAAAAUGAUAUGAGUUUUACAUAAAAAAUCGUUUCUCAUUCUGCAUGUUUUUGCCUUAAUUUUGCACUUUUUUUUUCUUUUAAAAUGUUUAAGUUCACUUUAAUUUAAAGCAUAGUGAAUAAACUGCAUUGAUUUUUUUUUUCGUUUUUUUUCAGUACCAAAUUUUGUUGAAAUUACAUUAGAUUUUCUUGUUUUAAAUCCCUGAAAAUAUGUUGGCACAUAAUCCAACUCUUCUGUAAUAAUGGGUAAUAUUUAAUUGUGUAUUAUUUGUCUAUGCUCUCCCGAUGCAGUUUUUAUAUAUUAAGAUAUACCCUUUCCUGUAAAUGUAGAAUACAUUUAAAUUAGAAAUCCCCAAACAAAAAGGAUUUCUUUCAAAACUCUAUUUUUGAUUGAAGAAGCAGUUGUCUCACGGCUCUGUAUUAUGAAAGCUCUCCAUUCUAAUUUAAAACAAGUAAAUAUUUUCUGUUAAAUAUCUACGUUGCAGAAAAUUGCCAACAGAGCAAGUCCAAAAAUGUUAUAUAAAUAAAACCGAUUUAAACACAGUUCGAUUUGAUCUCCAAGUCCCUUUGCAGGUUUGCUGGGGAGCUUUGUAGUUCAUUCUCUGUUAUACCGACUGGAACAUUUUGUGCAGCCAUUCUUGUAAUAUUCAAAGUAGCUCCCAAAGCAAACAUUGGCUGUGUUUUGAGGGUUUUUAUUCAGAUUUUUUUUUUCUCAACAGCAGGUGGUGUGGAUCAUUUCAGAACUUUUCUAAAUUUCGGCUUUUAGAGCUGGUUUCUUUAUGUACACAUAGCACAAAAUCCUCCUACAACAGAUCCACCUGUGGUUAUGAAAACGUCAGUAUUAUUCACUAAACUAAGAAUUCCAGUGGAUUUAAAGGACCACUAUAGGCACCUAGACCACUUCAGCUCAAUGAUGUGGUCUGGUUGCCAGGUCCCCCUAGUUUUAACCCUGCAGCUGAAAACUGCUAUGUUUACAUUGCAGGGUUAAUUCAGCCUCUAGUAGCUGUCUCCCUGACAGCCACUAGAGGCCCCUUCCGCAAUUCUCAGUGAGUAAAUCGCACUGAAAUGACGCUGGAAUAAAUAAGAUCCCCAUAGGAAAGCAUUGAGUAAUGCUUUCCUAUGGACGGGUUUGAACGCGCUCGCCUCUCUGGCCUCACAUGCGCAUUUGGCUCCACUCGGGAGCUGACGCCGGCAGGGGGAGGAGAGGUCACCAGGGCUGAGGGAGCCCGGCGCUGGAUUAAGGUAAGUGGCUGAAGGGGUUUUAACCCCUUCAGCCCAGCGGGAGGGGGGCACUGAGGGAGGGGGGUCCUAUUAACCAUAUAGUACCAGGAAAACAGGUUUGUAAGUUUGAAUGGAAAAGCUGAAGCUAAAAUUGCCAGGUUUAGUCUAUAUCUAGUUGGAGAAUGUUUUCAAAUGUGCCCAAACACAUCAUUUCAUCCAGGAUUUACCUGUGGAGUCUUAUUCAGUGAGUAAAGCUUUAUGUUUGGUGUCAUCAUGGACAGCAUGAUGUCCCCAAGAUCUGAGAAUUCUUCUUAAAGACCGCACUGAACUCAGGGUUGCUGUGUGAAAAUAAUCUGAUUAGCAAAGGUCAGCAAAUAAUGCAUAUUCACAUUGGGUUUGCAGUGAAAUACAUUGGAUUGGACAGGAGAUCAUUUGUAUGGAUCAGAAGAACUGGGCAAGUAACUUGUUAAAGAAAGUAUUGGUUCAUAAUUUUACAAAUGGGCAAUAAUGGACCGUCCAUUCCUGUUUCAGCUUUUUUGUCAGAUUUAUUUUUCCUUACUUUUUAGCCACUUAAUAUAAGGUGUUGUGACUUAUCGGAACAAAGGAAGGCAGAUGCUAAACCAGGCAUAGGCAACCUUCGGCACUCCAGAUGUUUUGCACUACACCUCCUAUGAUGCUUUGCCAGCAUUAUGGGUGUAAGAGCAUUAUGGGGGAUGUAGUCCACAACAUCUGGAGUGCCGAAGGUUGCCUAUCCCUGUUAAACUAUGCAGCUGGGUUAGCCAACCCAUAUCUCUCCACUUGUUGUGGAACAAUACAUUCUCAGAAUGCAGCAGACGGACAGAAGCAUCAUAUGGGAUGUACCACCAGAAUACAGUAAAUGUUGGGUUACCUGCUAAGCAUCCCUGCCGAUGAGCAAACAUGGGAUGAUCCAUUCCAACCACUUAACUGCGUGCCAACUAAGAACGUCAGCUCGAGCUGGAGUCAGAAGAAUUGGAUCAGUCUACUUAACCUAUCUGCUAGGAUGACAGGCAGCAAGAUAUAAAAGCUACGAGUGGUUCCUUCUCUUCCAUGCAUAACCACCAUGGCAUAAUGCCCAAAUUAGAGGUGUUUAGAUACCAAAGAACACUCAAAUUGAGUACUUUUAACUAUUUUCUAUGUAUGAAGUCUGUGUGCUUUUAAAUAGCAGACGUCCAAAACAGUUGUUUGGCAGAUGGGAGAAGUGACUGUGUCUGGAGCAGAUGACAGACAUUUUGAGCUUUGAAGAUAAAUGAGGUGCAGUGAGCAGGGCAGCACACAUAUAGAGAUUGAAGUCUAGAGGCUUUACGGUGCACUGAUGUGUGGGGUCGAUCCCAUCUCAAAGUGAAGUAUGAAGCCGAGCGAUAAUGAUGUAUCUGAUGACAGUGCCUGGAAGAUUAAAGAGCAGCUGGGGCUUUGUACAAAGGGAUGAGCGAUGAGAGAGGACUGUAAUCUUCAAUGUACUGCAAGAAUUGAGCCUCGUUUACACACUUUUUUACACACAGAACACAUUGUUGCCUUUGGAUUCUUCUAAAAUAACUAAUGUUGCUGUUUAAUGUACUUACAAUGUUUCUUUUUGAGCUUAAAUAGGAUGAUGGGGAUAUAAAUAUUAGGAGCCUUGGCCAGUGUCCUCUGUAGCCCAGUUCGCCUUAAAGGGCCACCCAGACCAUGUCUUCUCAUUUCAGUGUCCUUUUCCCUCUGCAUCAAGGAACUGCAUUGUUUAUAUUGAAGUGCUAAGAAUGCCUCUGGUGGCUGUCUACCAAUUGCUUUGCAUGAGGACUUCCAGUGUCCACUAAAUCACCACAGGAAAGCAUUGAUUCAAUGCUUUCUUAUGGGUAAGGCCUAAUGUGCAUUCAGUGCUCUCCGUGCAUGCACAUUAGGUCCCUCCCCCAUCGGCUGACGUUGGUUGGAGAACAAGGCGCUGGCCUCCUCCUUGGUCUCACUAUUAGCUCCCGCGCUGGCAGAGGUAAAAUGCUACAUCCAAUUCUGCACUGUUGUUGGCAGCAAGCCAAAAGCUCGUUGGAACGGUGGCACAUUAUCAGGGGCCUUGAUCGUAACCCAGGACUCUCCUUGUCUGGCAUGUAAGCUGAAGGGGUGGCCCCAGCUGUGGGCAAUAUGCUGCUCUCGCACUAAUGUGGUGAUGGGGUGGAAGGCGUGUCGAAUUUUGAAAAUGUCCAAGUUUGGCAUUCUCUGGCCUUGGACAUAAUGCGCUCAUUCUGUUGAUAUGAAUUAACCCAGCAGAUCACAUCUCUAGGUACUCCCAUCAGGGCGGGGAGGGCAUAAAGGUUGGUGAGCCCUGUCUAGUAGAAUCUCCUCCGGGUCCUUAUUACCCAGGAUCAUAUUGAACAUGGAUUGCCGGGUAUCAUAAAGGGGUUUCUCAGUUUAGUCAUAGUUGCCAUACUAUAGAUGAGUUUGAGAAUUUUUACAAAUCUGCUACUUUGUUCCUAAAUAAACACCCAUAUUUCAUUUUCACAUUCAAUGGUUCUGGCAAGAAUAAGUAACAGAAUUUUAUAAAUUGGUAAAUCAAUGAUCAUAUUAAAAUCUGAUAUAGAAAUGUACCCAUUUUAUCAUUUUGCAUCUUUGAAGGAAGAGAAUUAUACCAUCAAUAUAUUUAUUGAUGCCAUCAGAAAUCAAUUUUAUAAAUACAUGUGCAAAGACAAGACCUAUGCAUAAAAGAAUACUGCAGGCACCAUAACCACUUUAAGUGGUUAUAGUGCCUGGAGUUCAGUGUCUCCUGGUCCUGCAUUAAUACAGUUACAUUCUAACAAAUACUAAACAGUUUAUUCACCGCUUAACAGAAAUUCUCGGUCCCCAGCAGCCUGAAGCAAGGCGUGCAAUAACUAAAUAGCUGAGGAGGAGAGGGUAGCAGGCAUUGAUUGGCUGAGAGUCUUAGCUGAGCGACCUCAGCCAAUCACUUCCUGGUAUGAAUUUUUAUGGUGUGAGCUUGAAGCAUAGAUCUGCUGCUGCCAUUUUAACAUUGAAGACCGUUCUUCAGUCUGCUGCUUAUGACUGAGAAUCACUAGUAAACGAUGAGUAGCGCCCAUGACUCCAGACACCAUAACCACUUAAAUAUGUUGAUUGUUAUUAAGCUCAUUUUCCCAUCUCAUUCAUCAGCUUCCUCAACUCGAAGACUAAUUCGAGAUUUCCAAUCAUACUGCCAAAUUGCAACAUAUGGUGAAAUACAAUCACAGAACGGUUUAUUCACAGAUCAAAAUAAAGUGAACAUAGCAUAGCAUGCGGACCUUGAUUCCUGUAAUACAUCAAAUGAUUAGUAAGCAAAAUGACAGCACUUUUAAAGCCUCACUGUACUAAAAAAAACAAAUGCAAAACACUGGGUUCUCCCAUCAGUAUCUAUAGACGUUUAUAUUGUAUAUUAUGCAUCCAAAGUUAUGUACGCAUUGUGACCAUUCAUUGAUGGUCCCACAGCAGGCAGCCUACAGGACUGAGCUAAAAGCUAACAAUACAACUGUAUCCUUAGUUUGGUUGAAAUGUUUCCACACUCUUUCAUUAAAAUGUUUUCUUUAUGAAGUGCCAAUAUAAAAUAUUUGCAAGACUGACGAACAGAAGUAAAAUUGGAAGAGUGAUAGGAGCUGUAGGCUCCAGUAGGUCUCUAUUGUUUGAUCCCAGAGAGACUGAAUUCUAAACAAGUUUAUUUAUAUUCUAUACGUUGGUAAUAACAUUAAACUCUCAUUUACUCUCAGCAGACCAAGAAACGAUAAUUAUUAUUUUAAGUGCAAAAUUGACCAUUUCUAGCAGAAAACUAUAAAUAAGUGUUUCCGUUGCAAAUAAAAUGUGUUGACUAUAAGACUAAAGAUUGAGCCUUCAUCAUAUUAAUUUGUUUUUGAAUUAUAUUAAUAAUAAUAAAAAAAAAUCUAUGAUGCCACUCUGGAAAGCGGCAUUACUAGGAUCUACUUAGACUUUGUUUGUCUUUGAAUGUAUAUGCCAUGCAAGUUAUCUUUAUCUUGCUGGAGGUUUUUUUUUCUCAAUGCUUUCCUAUGGGGAGAUGUAAUGCACGUGUGGCAUCUGCCGCUCAUGCGCAUUAUCACCCGCUUGUCGUGGAGCUUCGGUUCAGCGCCGAGGGACAUCGGUGCUGGGAAAAGGUAAGUAAAUGUUGGGAUUAUAACCUAGGGCAGAGGGGACACGAGGGAGGUGGAAGCGUUGGGGGCGAUAGUGCAAGGAAUACAGCUUUGUAUUCCUGGCACUAUAGUAUCCCUUUAACUUUGAAUUUUCAAAUUGAUAAAUACAAUAUAACGCUGUCCAUCUUCAAACUACAUCUUAUUCUUUUAGUCUCAUUUACUUGGACUUACUCUAAACCUCUCUUGAGAUAUGUUUUUGUUUACUGAGGUUCAGUUGUAUUUACAUUUAAAUAUAAAUGUAUUGUUUACUUUUCAUUAAUAGUGUCUGUGCACGUAAAGUAUUCUACUCACUCCAGUUGGAUUAUUUUCAAUUGUUUGCAUGCUGGUCAUGUUUACAAUGCCUAGCAUGUCGAUUUCUCGUGGUUACAAUCUAUUCAUCAAGCUUGCCAUUUGUGUUUCGACUAGCCAUCUAAUAGUUUUCACAUAGAGAAAUUUGUAAAUAGGCCUUGAGUUGUUAUUCAAAAGUCUGAUGAAUGGAAGACAUUCACACUUCACUUAGCCUUUUUGUUUUAAGUCUGGGGCGCACUCAUUUAAAUAGCACGGCUUUGACAAAAAAAAAAAAAAAUCAAACCUACGUCUUUGCAUAUGAAAUGCAUUCUUCGGCCCUGAAAUCCAUAUAAUUUAUAUUUGUGCACAAUUCUGUAUCAUGCCCCUUUCCCUAUUUAAUUAUGCCUGCAAGACUGGCAUGCAUUGAGCUCAUGUGUAGAUUUUCUCAUGGGUCUAGAUCUAGUAUAGAGAUUUUAAUGCUUUUUUUUUUAGUAGAAUUAACCUGUUAAACUCCACCUUUCCUCGUAAGACGCCUAAAUAUUAUGCGAAAAUCACUUUAUAGUGGCUUCUUGGCAGCUGUUGUUGGAGAGAAGUUUGGCAGAGAGUGACACGAGUUGUGGUCUUGCAGCAAUGAAUUUUGAUAACUGUAUUUCUUUAGAAUAAAAUUAAAUUGUGGCACAAUCUAAUGGGUUACUUCCUCAUAUCGUAGCCAUGUACAGUCCACACUGUGGUUAAAUGGGAACCCUUCUCUGAAAAUGAUACCAUUGCAUAAUACAUUGGAAAUCCACUGUAACUUGUAUUAACUUUUUCAUGUGAUAUUUUGUUUUCUUUUAAAUGUAUUAGAGUCCUGGCACAGUCAAGGCAUACAUUGUAUUGGAGGGUGUGGAAUGGAAACAUUGUUUCUAUUUCUCCUCCUCUCUCUGUGGUGUCUCUUUGCCGAAUAUUUGGCCCAAUGCUUGACAAGGAGUCAAGAUGGAAGAACUCAGGUCCACGUUACAGGUAAAUCCAAUGAUGCGGCUUUUUACAUUUAAUAGUACUUUGCAGACCUCACAAAUACAUGUUUGUUUAAUAUAGAGGAUAAGUAACCAUAAUAAUAAUAAAAAAAAAAAAACCUGGAAAGUGAUGGACCACCUUUAAACGUAUAACGCUCGGCAUUCAGUAUUUUGCAAAGACGAGGAAAAGUGGUGUGAGGCAACUAAUUACCAGGUGUACUAGACCAUAGCAUCUUUUGCCCCCCAUAAACUGCGUCAAAUAAACCCUUGAUAAAUGUAUGUUUCACCAGCAUUGAAAGACAUUUGACUCCGAAGUCCUGACCUCUGCCACAUGUUAAAUAACUGCUGACACAGGAGAGCUUUCUUUGGCUCCUGGGAAACAUGCUUCUGUUUUGAAUAACACCCACCGUUUUGAGCUAUCUCAGAUGGCAUAAAACUGCCUGUAGACAUGGGGAGGGGGUGGGGGGGAAUCUGUGAAUAUUUGUUGAGCUAAAGUUUUGUUUUGUUUUUUCCCCCCCAAGACACUUGGUAAUUUUGUUAAAGGGACACCAUGGUCACCUGAACAACUUUAGCUUAAUGAAGCAGUUUUGGUGUAUAGAACAUGCCCCUGCAGUUUAACUGCUCAAUCCUCUGCCAUUUAGGAGUUAAAUCCCUUUGUUUAUGAACCCUAGUCACACCUCCCUUCAUGUGACUUGCACAGCUUUCCAUAAACACUUCCUGUAAAGAGAGCCCUAUUUAGGCUUUCUUUAUUGCAAGUUCUGUUUAAUUAAGAUUUUCUUAUCCCCUGCUAUGUUAAUAGCUUGCUAGACCCUGCAAGAGCCUCCUGUAUGUGAUUAAAGUUCAAUUUAGAGAUUGAGAUACAAUUAUUUAAGGUAAAUUACAUCUGUUUGAAAGUGAAACCAGUUUUAUUUUUCAUGCAGGCUCUGUCAAUCAUAGCCAGGGGAGGUGUGGCUAGGGCUGCAUAAACAGAAACAAAGUGGUUUAACUCCUAAAUGACAGUGAAUUGAGCAGUGAAAUUGCAGGGGAAUGAUCUAUACACUAAAACUGCUUUAUUUAGCUAAAAUAAUUUAGGUGACUAUAGUGUUCCUUUAAGUUGCUUUAGACAGGAGCGAAGGAAGGAUUCUGGGAACAAUAGUGCUUUCAAUAUGUUAUAUUUGCUGCCGAUCACAUCUCUGCAUCCUACCUUAUAGACCUGUGUUCUAUAUAUAAAAUAUUUUCGUUCUUAAAGGUUGUGCAUUAUCUCUUACUCAGCCCACAUCAAAGCUUACUCUAGAGACCAUACAUUGUGAUUUCAUAACACUUUUAUCUGGUUAAGGGGUUUUGUGGUUUCAACAGUAAGCAUGAGUGAUGAUAUUUUAAAACCUUGAUGGAUGACUUCAUUAUUAGAAUGAUUCAGUAAUUGAGCUAUGUGCAUAUCACUGUCUGUGCUAAUAUCUAAAGCAAAGCACAAUAUGGAAUAAUUUAGUUAUCAUCUAGUGUAAUCACUCCUAGUAAGUUAUAUGUUAAUUGUCUUUCUGCUUGCCAACCUUCUCAAUUAUAGCACAGUUGAAUUUAUGCAACAUUAAUGUGGUCAAAUAUAUUAAAGAGUAAGAUUUGAUAGCUCAUGAAUGAAAUAUAAAUCUAUAUACAUCUAUGCAUGGAUACACUGAUCAGCCACAACAUUAAAACCAUCUGCCUAAUAUCAUGUAGGUUCCCCUCGCUGCCAACACAGAUCUAAUAUGUCGAGGCAUGGACUCCACAAAUCCUCAGAAUGUGUCCUGUGGUUACUGGCACCAAGACAUUAGCAGCAGAUCCCACUAGUUGCAAGAUGGGGCCUCCAUGGAUCUGAUUUGUUGCUCCAGCACAUCCUACAGAUGCUCAAUUGGUUUGCGAUCCGGAACUUGGAAGCCAAGGCAAAACCUUAAACUUUAAUUUUUCUCAAACCAUUCCUGAACAAUUUUUGCAGUGUAAUAUAUAUUCACUGACUGGGUGAUCUACAGAUCAGCAUUUAAUGUAAUUAACUGUAAUCAGUAAUGUAGGUGAGAGGGUCUAGAGUGAGAGUUCAGUAUUAAACGGAGACUCCUAACUGGAGGUGACUUAUUCUCCCUUUACUGCAUUAUAUGAACAAUACAUUGAAAUUGCAUGUGCAAAAAACAGUAAAAACAAACAAAAAACCAGCACAUUUGAAGAACCUGUAUUUGCGACAAAUCCUAGGCUGUACAGGAUCUGCCAUGAGCCAUCAUCAAACUAGGAAGUGUUUCAGACAAUCACGAUUCUCGCUUAAUUUUCUGUUUUGCACUGCUGUUUCUCUCCUUUAACCAAUGCCUUAUGGCACCACAAAGUCUUCUGGGAGUUGUACAUCAAUUAUCUGCUUUCUGAUGUAGAAAGCCAAGAUCUGAAUUUCAAUUUUCAAAAAACAUUGAUUAACAGUCAUGAGUAGUGUGGGCACAAUUUGGGGGGUUAGUGGUUUAGGAAAUGUGUCAAUAAUGAUGAUUUUUCAAGAGUUGGCUAAGAAAAUUCUUGUUUGAGUUUAUAGUGACUGCCAAGGCUAGUGGGAUAUUUUAGGAUUAGUGGCUUAUACCUGUUGUACUGAAAAGGUUAUCUUUGCCAGCUGCCAAUAAAAUGGUGUUAAACUGAUUUAUAGUGUUAUUAUAUGCAAAACGGAUCAGUCCUAUAAAACGCAAACAAACACAGACUCAGUAAAACCAUAUUUUGAUUGGUUGGUUUGAUUGAACCGCACACCAGAUUGUGUCUUUUGUAAGAGGUUUAAUAUGUAGGGCUCUAUGAAUUCUGCCUCUGCUCAGACUGCAAAUGUCUUUAAGACUUACAUUUUUUGUGUGUGUCUGGUGACAGUUCACUUAUUUUCUGCCAAACUCAAUACAUGCUGCCAGAGGGAUUUUGUUUAUGUUUUUUUCCUCCCCACCCCCAGUGUCUUUAAAUAGAGAGCACUGUCUGAAGGAGAAGCAUUCAAACUGGUAUUUUAAAUUGAAUCCACAUUACCGAGACUCCACCGGUGAACAUGGAUAAGCCUGCAGGCCUACUGUAUGCAAAUGAGAUGUAAACAGCUGUACUAAAACUACCUAUUUCUGACUCUUAUGGCAUAGUAAACCAUUAAUCUCCAUCUUGAAAGACAGCAUAGUAAAUCGUUUUAAUAUAAUAAAUCAUUUAUUUAUUUUAUCCGUGAACAUUCCAUUCAAUGUGGAGAGCUUUCUGACCAAUAGGGUUCUUGGUUUGCUAGUGUUUAGAAAGAAUUUAACCCCUUCCUCCCCCUUUAGCCCGGCGAGAGUGAGACCCUGAGGGUGGGGGGGACCCAAAGACCCUAUAGUGCCAGGAAAACAAGUUUGUUUUCCUGGCACUAUAGUGGUCCCUUAACUUAGCCAAGUCAAUAGGAAAAGUAUGGUAUCAGCCCCUGUGAAUUUCCUAGUGAAGGAUGUGAGCAGAUUCAUAUCUACUGUAGCCUCCAGUUCUUUAAGAAGUCCUGCCUCUUUAGGAUAGCCUCCCACCUUCCUGGGUGACUUUGUCCUCCUCAGUUCCCUCACUUGCAUAGCACAGUUCCCUCUCUCUUCUUCCACAAGCCACAUUUACUAGCUUAUGUUGACGAAGAUAUCUUGUCCAAAAAAAAAAGGUUGCCUGUAUACUAUCCCCAAAUCUUCUAUUUUAAUGUGACAAUUCUACUGCACUAGACCAAUAGAAACAUAGAAUGUGACGGCAGAUAAGAACCAUUCGGCCCAUCUAGUCUGCCCAGUUUUCUAAAUAUUUUCAUUAGUCCCUGGCCUUAUCUUAUUGUUAGGAUAGCCUUAUGCCUCUCCCACGCAUGCUUAAACUCCCUCACUAAGUUUACUUUUUUACCAUUUCAGCUGGAAGGCUAUUCCAUGCAUCCACUACCCUCUCAGUAAAGUAAUACUUCCUGAUAUUAUUUUUAAACCUUUGCAACUUUAAUACAAGACUAAUUUAGGUGCCUUGGAUAGGAGAAAGGUAAGUUCAAAUAUGAGUGUUUGUUUGCCAAAAUUUGUUUUACAGUUAACAAAUAUUGUAUCUUUGACCGUUAAAUUGGGAUUUAGGCAAGUGGGCCUGGAUCAUGGCUUGUUUGGAAAGUAUUUGUAUCCUCUUGUCUGAUCUUUUCUGGUCUUGUGUUUUUGCUCGUCAGUCUAUUUUACUUUUCCCCCCUUUUAAAUAAAGGGUUUACACAUGGUAAUAAUUUUGCCAGGUUUGUGUAAUUCAUCUUGCCUCCUGAAUGUGUAAGACAGCCAGAAUGUGCAGAAUAAGCAGAAAUGUUAGUCGAAUUGAAUCAAAAUAUUCAGCUUCUUGUGAUUUAUGUCUCUAGAGACCGUAGUUCAAAUCAUUGCCAGAGAACGUUUUCUGCAAGUGAAAAUCUAUUUGUUUGAUUAUGAUCCUUUUGGGAUAGAAACACAAAAUAAGCACUCAUGUUGUCCAGAAUUAUGUAUUUUAUUAUUAUGCACCAAAGGUUCAGUCAUGUUUGGCUUGCUUUGUGCAUAGUGCAAGUUCUAUUUUUGUUUUAUGUUUCUAUCGUAUAGACAGGUCAUUCUUUUAAAAGUGAUAAAUACCAUCAACCUCAACUGCAACAAUGGGGAAAAAUUUUUUUUAUUGAGGGGAAAUUAAUUUUGUGCAAUGACACGUAUGAAAUCUGCCCAGUUACUUCAGCCAAGAGUGUCCUUUUAAUAGCUAUCUGCCCAUCCAGUCGGCCUUAUCUAUAUUGGUUCUUGAUUUUGUAUCAUAAUUCACCUAAACCAUGGUGGGGGAACCCUACUGUUUAUAGCUUGAAAAACAAUUUGAUUUUACUGUACUUAAAGCUUAAAAAACAAUUUGACGAAUCAUGGAUGUAGUAAUUUUAAUCUCUCUAAUGCCUAACAUCUAACCCAUCUAUAUGAAUUACAAAUUUAAUACCAACUUAGCCGAUCUAAAAGCAUAAUUAGUCAUUUAUUUUGGGGCAUAUUAUUACAAUAUUAUGAGUGGGGGAAACUUAACAAUAAAUGAGACCAUUACAAAAUGUUAUAGGAACAAUACGUUGAUGAGGACCCUGCUCAAAUGAACUUACAGUCUAGAGGAGAAGGGGUAAAAAACACAAAAGGAAGGGCAUCGAGGGGGGACAGCAACCAAACACCAAGAUGGGAAAGUAGCAGAACUGUAAGGUGAUGAAGUCAUCUGUGAAUCUUGGAAUUGUGGGAGUAUGAACUAAUGAGAGAGGAAAACUAUGAUUGGUUAACAAGGGUUAAACGCAAGAUGAAUUUAUAAUGGAGAAGGUCUGACACGGUUCAAGUCUUCCUCCAACAGCAUUUGGCUGAACCGGAGCAUCUCUGCAGGUAGCAGAUUAACUUAGUGUGCCAUGGUUGGAGGCGCAUCCUCGUUGAGGUGUAUAUUUGGAGUGGGGCUGCACCAUCUAGGGCAAAGGUGAGGGUAGUGUUCUAUCAGUAGAUAUCCAGAGAGGGACAUGAGAAGGUUGGGAUGGAUGAGAGUUGAGAACAGACAUCAGCUAAAAGUAUCUGGAGGUCAAGAAAAUUCUGGUUCCUCUUGAGUUGAGGAAGGUUAGGCUGAGAAUGUUGGGUGAGGGGGCUCUCAAAAACGAAUGAUAAGAGGUGGUGAUCUGAGGAAACGGAGUGUUACAGAGAUUAGACACUGUGCAUGCAUCUGAAAAAAUAAGGUCGAGGGUAUUGCCAGAUACAUGAAAAUGUUUCCAGUUUGGCUAUACUGACCUUAAUUUUGAAAUUCACAUUGAAUUCUCACUUUGGUGAAUUAACCUGCAGGUUUUGAUCACGAACUGCUAAGAUUUUGCCUUUAUUCCAUAACUAUCCUGAUCCCUGGCCAUGACAAUAUCCUAAAAACAAGGCGAUGGAAAAAAAAAUUAACUGCCAAGUUGCCCUUUCUGGGUAAAAAAAAUCUCACUGGGUUUCCUGUUUUAGGAAAAAAAAAAAGUAACAUUUAAAGUUAACGUGUUAGCAGGCAGAUGCUGCAAAUAAAAUGGCCAUGUGGCAGAGUGCUGGGAAUCUCAGGCUAAUGUGUUACAAGGGGACAUGACGAGUAUAGUGAAAUUGAAUCCCUCCCAUUUUAUCACAGUUAAGCUUCUGUGGGUUAUUUUUGUUACUAGUGAGCAGGACACGGUCACGGAAAGGUUCUACCUCCUCUCUCUAAGUCACAGUCUUGGUAUUCUUAAUAACAAAGUUAUUGCCAAUGCCACUUUUGGAAUUUAACAUAAGGAAGCAGGCCUAAAUGAAUAUUGUUUGGUGUUGUAAAGGGAGAAUGUGUGUGUGUUCGUUUGUGUGAUGGCUUUGUUUUUUAAUGCAUUAUAUUCUAUGUGCAGCUUUCCCCAUGUGGUUGUGAUAUGUUGCUGUAGCGAGGACUGACAUGCUGCUGUGCAUAUUUAUGGGUAAGGGGGAGUAUGCUGGUCUCGUUUCACAUUGAGCUGGGCUGGUGACAUGAUGAGAGGAUUCCAGUUAUGUAAAAUAAUGACGUUUGAUACACUGAAUUUAAAGGGACACUCCAGUGCCAGGAAAACAAGUUGUUUUCCUGGGACUGCAUGUCCCCUCUCCCUCCCACCCCCCAUCCCAUGUUGCUGAAGGGGUGAAAACCCCUUCAGUGAUUUACCUGAGACCACCGCCGAUGUCCCUCGGUGGUGGUUUAGGGUCCGUCCACGCUCCUCCCCCGCCGACGUUUGCUGGCUGGGGAGACUGAUUGCACAUGCGAGGCCACCGGCGGGAUGAGACCGAAUGCACGCACAUUAGACCUCCCCGUAUGAAAGCAUUGAAAAUGAAAUAUAGCGUGAGGACGUCCAGCGACGCUAUAGGACAGAAAACCUGUGCUAUAGACCAGGAAGUGCCCUCUAGUGGUUGUCUAGAAGAAACAUGUUUGUGUUCCUGACCCUAUAGUGAUCCUUUAAUUCUACUUUGUGGGAUGUCCUCUAAACAUUGAGGAUUCUAUUUUGUAAUGAUUGUAACCUUGUUUUGUGUAAAUUAAUUUUACCAGAAUUUAUUGAAGCAUAGUGAAUUAAAAAAAAAUUUUUUUACAAUGAAAACAUAGACAUUUUAAAUAUUAAUUUAAACUUUUACGCUAAAAAUAAUGUGAUAUUCUUCAAAUUAUUAUUUGUUUGUGAUUAUAAUAAUCAUAACAAGGCACUGUGUAAUUCUCCUGACUGACCCCUGCCAAAUGUAAGUGUAUAAUAUUAUAAUUUUCUCUUCUCCAAUUGCCACAGUGAUGGCUGAUUAAGCAAUGGAAUGUGCUCAAAUAUAUGAUUAAUAAUAUGGAAGUCCAGAAAGGGCAAUGGGAGGAGGACAUUUCUGACACAGAACACUGUGCUGCCUGUCACCACCAGUUUUAAUAACCCCUACCACACAUACUAACCAUCUUUUUUUUACAGUGCCCAGUCACUGUAGAGCUGAGACCCAAGACACUCAUGCUGUAGCUAGUUGAAACAUUGUAAAUAUUCAAAUUGCAGGACUGGGGCUGUGACUCAGAGGACUGAUCUGUUUUGAAUUUCAAUGUGUUUUAAUCUGUAAAGAUUGUUGAUUCUGUUAACCAUGUCAGUUACUGCUGGGCCCCAUAUGCCAAUGCAGCAUAAUUGUAUUGCCAGCUGCAAAGGUAAUAAGAAAUCUAUCAGUAUCUUAAUGCUUUAGCCAUGUGCACACUAUGUGCUGAGAGGUAAUGGAGUAGCUGACAUAACAGCAAAAAAAAUAAAAAACUAGAAAGCCAAAGUUAUCAUAGCAGGAGCCCUAUUGAAGAUGAGAUCAUGAGAGGGAGAGCUAUGAGAGGGCUAGGGUGAUAGACAGAGAGAGAGAGAUGGAGCAUUAUACAGAGACAUGCACUGCGUGGGUAUUGUGUGGGAUAGUUGUGUUAUCUCGUUAUCUCGUGCCCAGCUCUGUGUGUUAUUUCUUUGUAUUUUACUCAGCUCUGUAUAUUGUAUAGGUAUCUCUGUAGUCUACUCAGCUCUGUAUAUUGUAUAGGUAUAUUUGUAUUAUACCCAGCUCUGUGUAUUAAAUGUCUAUUUUUUUUCUCAGCUGUGUUUGUGGCAUGGUUAUCUCUAUUUUAUAGACAUCUUUCAUAUCUAUAGAUAUGUUGUGCCCAGCUUGUUUUAUUGUAUGAGCAUCUGUAUUAUGCUAAGCUCUCUGUAUUGUAUGAGCAUCUCUGUACUCUAUCGGGAGGAAUACGACUCUGGGGGAGGAGUCUGGUGCCCCACCAUUGUAAAACUUCACCAGCCGCCAAUGAUUGUGAUAUAUAAAUCUUUGCUUUAACAUUUUUUUCUUUCUUAAUAGGUCAUCACACAAUGAGCUAGAAAAACACAGGUGAGCUGUUUUGUACUAAUUGGGUUCUUGUUUUAAUUCUCAGCAGGUAUUUUAGGAUUAGGGAGUACCUGGCUUUGAUGGGCUGUGCAUGGUAACUCCCAUGAUUCCCAGCCAGGGGAUUGCCCACAUUAGUUUGAGGGCAGGUGCUCCCUGAGCUUAAAUCCCAUCCAGUAAGUUAUGUAUCUUCAGGAUUCACAGUUCUGGAGGUGCUUUAAUUCUAUUUAAGUCAUUAUAGGGUCUAUUUACCAAUUGCUUUUAAACUCAUAAUAGGUCAAGGUUAUGAAGAUCAAGUUUGAUUUUUUUUCUUUAAUUGAGUUUGACUUUGAGCAGUUGCAGACCAGGUUGAAUAGCUAACUGUGAGUAAUCUUAAUUACUUUCACUGACUGCAUUUAAGAGAUGUUAUUUCUAAGAGAUCAGUGACUUAUCACCUCCCACUGAUCAGACACGUAUGAUGGGAUAUAAAAUUGGCAUGUAGGUUCCAUGCUGAAAACAUAUGCGGUGUGGUCAGCUAUAUGCCUCUCACUUCUUAUAGCAGUCGUUUGAUGUUAUUACUGGCCUAUUUUUACACAUUCACUGCAAGAUCUUAUGAAGGCUUUAGUUAUCACAUUUGUUAUCUUUCUCAAUUUCUUCAAAGAGCGGUAUUUUUAAGUAAGAGCUUUAAGCUGAAGCGUCUUGUCCAAAAUAGUUCUCGGUACUAGAUCUCUUUGAUUCUGGCUCAUUCCAUGCCAUGUGUGACUCGUCUGGCCUCUGCAGUAAAUGCUGAAGGCUGUGUUUCUCUUUCUCAAAAAAAUAAAAUUAAAAAAAAUACAUUGAUUUAGUGAGCAUUAUCGUGCCAGUUGACUUCCCCUUUUUGACUCUUAAGGGUUAGAUGGAAACACUUAAAGGAACUCUAUAGUGUUGGGAAUAUAAGCAUGAAUUCCUAACUCUAUAGUCCUGGAGUGAGUUUUUAGGUUUCAGGCCUACUCAGAUUGCUUACAUUUUCUCCCUAACUGCGCUGGUCUUGCUCGGAUGGCCCCACCUCCAAAAGGAAAGCAUUGCAAGGUCCUUGUGCAUGCAUGGCAAAAUGCAGCGCUGCACCAGUCAGCAUCUUCUCAUAGAGAUGCAUUGAAUCUAUGUGGUGCGUUCAGCAUCUCUAUGAGAUAGGAAGCAUCUUUAGUGGCCGUCUGAGUGACUAGGUGUUUCUCUGAAAAGGCAAUGUUUACGUUGAAAAGUUUCCAUGUACAGGCUAUAGACACUGGAACCACUACAGCUGUAGGGGUUCUGGUGACUAUAGUGUCCCGUUAAAUAAAAAGAAAAAAAAGGAAUGCUAUAAAUUUAAACAUUUUGUAAUGUGUCCCCUUGGAUAUGUGCUGGUUCACUGCACGUCACAAAAGCUAAAAUAGCUACUGUUUGUAGAUUAUUUGUAAACUUCUUCCAUGUUCUUGUGGAAACGUUCUGGUAUUUACUAGAUUUAGACUUGUAAAGAAGUUUGUGAUCUUUGUGACUGCUAUUUGAAACUAAACUUAACGUACACCGUCUGCCUUUACAUGAUCCCAUGACUGGCUGUAUGCACUCAUGUACUGAAUGUGGCUGACGUGGACCCAUAAUGUUAAAUAAUUUACAGUAAUGAGACCUGAUUAUAAAUUUUAUUCUAAAAUUCAAGAAUUGCUUGCUGAUGGAAUAGUUCUGUUUAUAAUUGAACCAAUAUGGUACUCAUUCUGUUUUACUUUAAAACUAAUAUACUUUUUUAAUUCUAUACACAAUGCUGUCAAUUAAGGUCCACUGUUCGAAAAUGCACAGAGGAGCACAAAAACAAGCAUGAGAAUUGCACUCGUAAAAAAAAAAAUAAAAAAAAAUCUCUAUGUCAAAAAUACAAAUUUUACCAAUCCAUCACUGAUAAGAGAUAUUCUCACAAAUGUCACAAAGAAAAAGCAGUUCUAUGUGGAGGAGUUGCUAAAAUACCCUCAUAGGGUUUCCCUGAAGACAAUAGUGGUUUUUUUUUUAAGAGCCGAUAACACAGAGUGCCCAAAAAUGUGCAAUAAUGCAGGAAAUCAGACAUGAGUCAGAUUUUUUGCCAACCCUGCAUACCUGCUUUUUUAUUUUCAAUAGUUGAACUGGUAAAAGUGUUAUUUAUUGUUAAAUCCACUUAUUGCAAUUCAUAAACGACAGACAUAAUGCAAAUAAUCUAAAAAUUCUUCUGUAUUUUUUGUUUUCCAGGCGAGCAAAACUACGACUAUACUUGGAGCAGCUUAAACAACUAGUGCCACUUGGGCCAGAUAGCAACAGACAUACCACUUUAAGCCUCUUAAAAAGAGCAAAAAUGCACAUCAAGGUAAGUUCUGUACUCCGUACUAUCAAAUGUCCAUAUUUGUUUUUUUUCCAUAUUCUUAUGUAAUUUAAAAAGUAAUUGAUAUUGUAUUUUGUGUUCUGCACAUUUUAAAUUCUCUAGAGAUGUUGGUCACCAAUGAUACAUAAAUAGAACCCAGUGUACAGGGCUUGCUUUUUAGCAUGCUACACACAUUAGUUAUUUUGCACAUUCAUUAAUUUUUAUUUUCUGUUGAUUCUUUUAACUUUUUUAUUUUAUUUGUUUAGAAACUAGAAGAACAGGACCGAAAAGCACUUAAUAUUAAGGAGCAGCUUCAGAGAGAACAUCGCUACCUCAAGUGCCGUUUAGAGCAGUUGUCUGUCCAUGGGAUGGAGCGAAUGCGGACAGAUAGUAUGGGCUCCAUCAUGUCUACUGACUCGGAGCAAGGUGAGAAAGAUGUGUGCAUUCUCCAGGGUCUAGAAAUAUUACACUCUCUCUCUGGAGAAGUGUAUCUGUAUUUUACUUUCUUUUCUUUUUUUUUAAAUUUUCUUUAUCCUUUGUAACCCACCACUGUCAUUGUUGGAGGCAUUAACAUGCAUCUUAAGGGCAAUUUGUUAAUUUCAUGAAAGCAUUUUGCAAUGAGUAUAAAUUGGAAGAUGAUACGUUUGGUUUUUGAGAGGUUACUUGUAGGUUGCUGUGAGGCAUUCCAUGAAGAGACGGGACAUGUGCUGUUGUAAUGUUAGAUGGGAGAACGGAUCAAAGAUAAGGAGAGUGAAGAUCCAAGUUAGGGAUUAUCAGCCGAAAACCUUGCCUUGCAAUUACUGUGGUUGCAACAGCACCACUCUGGGUCAAAACUCUUUUUUACAGGCAUGGUCAAGCCAGAUGCAGCUGUUUCCAUUCUCUGCUUGGUUCUGGGUAAGACUCUAUCUUGCAAAUAUUGGGCUUGUUUCCAUGCUUUUCUAAAUUAUUUAGCGACAAAUUUGUAAGUGCUAAAAUGACUCUCACUACAGAUUGCAAUUUCAAGCUGUUUUGAUGUUCAUUUUUAAUGGCUAGUAAUUAACAGCUACUGAAGGAUUUCACAUCUUCCAUAGAAAUUAAUAGGCAGUUUUAACUGCUGCUCUAUUUAUUAGAUGCUAAAAAUUACCACCAAGAUGCAUUCAGUUACUAACUCACUCAACUUUACACCGGCUUCAGCUAGCUCCAAUGUGGAAAAGCUAUGUUGCCAAUCACAAUUUCAUAAUGUAGCCUGUAGAGGAAAAAAAACACGAGUCUAUUCUGUUUAAGUGUAUUUCCAUACACCUAACUUACACACCAAUCUAUACGUACAGCGUGUGCAAGUUAGGUGUAUGGAAAUACUAAAGGCAACUUGCUCAGAUGAUCGUAAGUAAAAACUGUCAACCGAGACAGAAUGAACUCCAACAUCAUCAUGAUUCUCCUUGAAGAGCCGCCUGAUUGGCAAAAUGAUUGUCUCCCUGCUGGUCUCUAUAGUUUGGAACACACUUUUUUUUUUGGGUGAAUCUCAUGAUUGUUUUUUUUAUUUUUUUCAGCACAUUUGGAUUUGAAUUAUUACUUUUUUGUCUAUCUCUCUUAUAUAUUUAGGCAGUUUGUCAUGUAGGGAAAUCUUAAAGGACCACUCUAGGCACCCAGACCACUUCAGCUUAAUGAAGUGGUCUGGGUGCCAGGUCCAACUAGGGUUAACCCAUUUUUUUUAUAAACAUAGCAGUUUCAGAGAAACUGCUAUGGUUAUAAAUGGGUUAAUCCAGCCUCUAAAGCCUCUAGCGACUGUCUCAUUGACAGCCGCUAGAGGCGCUUGCGUGAUUCUCACUGUGAAAAUCACAGUGAGAGCACGCAAGCGUCCAUAGGAAAGCAUUGUAAAUGCUUUCCUAUGCGACCGGCUGAAUGCGCACAGCUCUUGCCGCGCGUGCGCAUUCAGCCGAAUGGGCGGAGAGGAGGAGGAUCGGAAGAGGAGAGCUCCCCGCCCAGUGCUGGAAAAAGGUAAGUUUUUACCCCUUUCCCCUUUCCAGAGCCGGGCGGGAGGGGAACCCUGAGGGUGGGGACCCCCUCAGGGCACUAUAGUGCCAGGAAAACGAGUAUGUUUUCCUGGCACUAUAGUGGUCCUUUAAUUAGUGCAGUCUAAAUGUAACACUAGUUUAGCCACAGUAUAGGUUUCCCUCAAGGGCACAAACAGGUACGAAUAGCUAGAGACUUAUCUCCUAGGACUCUUUCUAUACCUGUUUUUCUAAGUUUUCUAGCUUAUCUACCUUUCUAACAAAAUAAUUUUUCUUCUAUGUUUUUGGCAUCUAAAUGAACUGAUGUGAGAAGAGAUUUAUAAUACACUUAUAUAAUACAGUACUGCUCCAUUUUUCUUUUUCUAGUCAUGGUGAUUCUGUUUUGUUUUGUGGAUUUGCUCCAUGUUUUUAUAGAAAGGAGUAUUACAUGAUAUAAUAGUAUUUAAUCCAUGUGUUUUUUUCCUUUUUUUUUUUCCUCUAGAAGUAGACAUUGAAAGCAUGGAGUUUACACCAGGGGAAAUGGACAGUAUCGGAAGUGCCAGUGAUGUGGAAGACCACUACAGUUUGCAAAGUGGCUCCAGUGAUGGGAGUUUUACACAUUCCCUGAGACUCAAUUCCAGGUUGUCAUAGUGGUCAAAAUACUGAACCAACUCAGGACCAUCCAGCUGAAGGCACUUAAGAGAAAACAAAUGAAUACAAAAAAACUUAAAAAAAAAAAAAGAAUACCAAGUCACAAAUAUGCCAACCUCCGCUCAGCUUGAUUCUCAAUUUAAAAAAAUGAACUCCUGUCAUUGUUUGUCCCCUCAAAGACACCAACUCGGGCUGCACUUUGACAAUGAGGGGACAAUAUGAAAUCAAAGUUUUAAAAUUAUUUACAGAAGAAGGUUAAAACGCAAUGAAACCCAUUUUGUUUUAAGCAUAUCAUUCCAUUAUUAAGUAUUACAUGGAAACACAGGAAAGUGCAAGUCAGAUAUCUUUCAUUAUCCAACAACAGGUUAGUUUUGAAAAUGAAGAAGAAUUUAUACGCCGGGCAAUUUUCAUAGUAAAUAACCCUAAUUUUUUUUUUUUUUUUUGUGAACAGAUAAAGUGCUGAAUUUGGGAACGUCUAUAUUUUUUAGCAUUAUGUUCUGGGGAGAGAAGGAGAGAAAUAUUGUAGGAUUUUUUUUAUAUCUGAAGUUGAUCUUCGGUAGGAGAGCUCAAAAAAGUCUGUACUGUACAAGGGUUUGGGAUAAAGGCCUACUCUAUAUAUGACUUCAAAUGACAGCAUGGUCUCCUCCUUUUGCACUGAAUUUUUCACUUGUAAUUGGCCAGAGAUACAUCGCUGUAUAAUGCUUUAUUGGUUACUCCUGCUGAACAGCAGCUUCUACAUUAUGCUGAAUAACAUUACACACUUUCAAACUUCACUAAAAAGUUUCUUUGAUGAAGGAACAAAGUAUAACAUAUAUUUGAUGAAAACUAGCAUUAAAAAAUGUAAUGAUAUUUAGGGAUACCCUCAAGAGUUCUAAACCAUUACAUUCACAGAAUGCAAAGGUUUACAUUUAUAAUUCCUUUGCAGGAAAAGCGUGUUGGGCUCCAUACAAUGCGAGACAUUUAUGUGAUCACUUGUCUUGCCAUCUUUCUGACAGGUUCAGAAAUAAUACAGGACUCGAAUUUAACCACAUAUGCAUGACUUUAGCCCAGAAGCUGUAUUUACUUUGUGUAUGAUGCUGGCAUACUUUAUUUUUUUAUUGUAUUGUGCCGCAGUUUUGGGAAUCUGCAUUCCCUAAGCACCAGCAGGUUAAUAUAAUUACCCGGGAGCAAGGUAUUCAAGCACAAAUUUUAUAUUUCCAUUGUCACACCUACAGUAUGUUUUAAAAUUGAUAUUGUGAUCAAUUGUUGUAAAAUUGAUCCAGGGAUCAGUUUCAAGGCAAAUAAAUACAUAGAACCUACAGUAAAUCUAAUGGUAGUAAUCAUAACUGGCACUCCCAUAUUUCUGCAAAGGACAAAUAAGUAUUUUUAUAUCUGUAAAUGUACCUUUACAGUUGCCUAGAAAUUCGUUUAAAUGUUAUUUUAUUAAUACAGUGAAGGAUACAAACAUAAAUAAUAACAUAAACAUGUAACCACUCUUAUAUACAAGUGAACUGUUGAGCAUACUACGCUGCUUGGAUAUAUUAACUAUCGAUUAAUUGACAAAACAUUCUUGAUUGACUCUCAUGGGUAUAAGAACCUAUGAUAGAUUUCAUAUAAGUAAUGCUUCCUAAAUCGUAAAGUGUGUAUUGUCAGUCUGCAUAAUUAUGUAAUGUAGUUCAUAUGAGAGCGUUAUAUGUCUGUGCCUUGUAAUAUAUAUAUUUUGUUUUUGACAUUUUGUAGAAAACCCAAAUUUUCUCAAACACUGUGUGGAUUAGGGAUAGACUUUGCAGUACCUUCUGGGAGGAUAUAGCUUGUUCAAGCCUGCUCUCUACUAACAAGUGGCAACCUCGGGUACUGUGGACUACAACCUUCUCUCUGAGCCUCGUCAUACCUGGGAACUUACUGUGCUCUACCUGGAAUUUGGGUACCUCCAUAUUAAACGCCACAAUGAUGUGUCUCUCUACCUACUUCCUUCAUCACUCAUCCUUAGAAUGUAACAUUUCAGCUUUACUGAAAUGAGUUGCUCCAAACCCAUUCCCCAUUUUGUAAGAGGAACUUCAAACAAAGUAAAUAUGACAAUUCCCAGGUAUGAACAAAGUGGCGGUUCUAGACCACAGCAGCUGUUGGGUUUAUUGUCUGCCUUAGAUUCUCCUUGUCAACAUGAAUGCUCUGACUCUGCCAUAGUGAACUAAUAGCAGGGCCUGUUUUGGCAAAAUCUCUUCUCACUUUCAACAUAAGUAAGAUGAGUCUGCCAUUUUGCUUGUUUUUGGUUUUAGUCUUGUAACGCUACCACUGCAUCUUAUUGAAGGCAUGGCUUCCAGCAUAUUUCAUUGUGUUUCCUCGGCACACUAGAAAAAUAUACAUUUUAACGUCUAGAAUGAAAAACAAAAAAACAAAAAAAGUAGGAAAAAAAAAUUGAUGCUGUGAAACGGCACUGUUUAUUUUGUAUACUUUAAAUCUGUAUCUAUGACAGUUGUAGCAAUACUAUGAAGUUGUAGUUUAGUUUUUAUGUAUAACAGCCUCUUUUCUCUUGUGAAGUCUGUUAGAGCAAGGCUCUAUGGUGAAAUGGUCUGUCACCUUUACAGUGUGAAUGUAGCAUAUAUAAACCAUGAUCAAUGCAAUAGGUGCUAUGGACAGAGAGCAUUCGAGGUGCAACACACAAAACUGAUAGAAUGUUCGUGCUACUUGCUCUUCUUUGAUCAAUUUGCCCUAGAGAUGCUCUUUGUACAUAACCCCUGUUAUACUAACAAAAUGUUACUGAGCCCUCUUUGUGAAGUCACAACACAGCCCAUUCUGCAAAUUGUGAUAACUGAUUUGCAUAUGAGGGUCACAGGAUGUGUCACAAAGUGUAUGGUUAGCACAUGUAAACAUUUUUCGUCUGCUUUCAAUUCUGCUAGUUUAUAAAUAAUGUUUUUUAAUGGUCUUCAUAUCUAUGUGAAACACUGUUAAGGAGACAGUUGUUUAAGGGGAAUGCAAUUACUUGCAUUCAAUCUGUUGCCAGAAUUGCCUUUUGACACAUUCUUAGCUUAUUCUAUUAAAAGGGGCCUGUGAUCGGGCUCUAUAGCAUAGAAUGGUUAAAAGUAUUUGUUGAAACAAACAAAAAUGAAAAUAGAAGCUAAGGCACUUUUCUAAUAAGUGGAUUUAGCAGGUAUGAUCUAUAUUUCCUGUAAAAGAUUUUGUAUUAUAUUUUUCCUAAAUGUUCUAAUUUUAUUGGGGGGCAGGCAGGGAAGGGUCAUGCAGGGUAUGGAAUGGAUCCAAACAAGAGUCUCAGGGACUCUCCUUUUUUUUUCUUUCCUUUCUUUUUUUUUUCUCAUCAUAUUGUGCCUUGGUAUCCAUUUUCGUAUGCCUCUCAAAUUGUAUUUUUGUAUAUUUCUGUCAGACCUUUUCCGACUGUGUAUUUAUAUUGGGCCGUAGUUUUACCUUUUCUUUUGCCAGUCGUAACAUAAUGUCCCACAAGAGAAAUUCACAUCACAGUUUCUCUUUUACUUGCUAGUUGUCCUGAAAAGGUUCUUUUCAGAGUACUGGUUGCCAAAAGUCACUAAGAGUCAAAGAAUUGGAAAAAAUGAAGGGUUGGUCAAAUUUGACAACUGGAGAACUUUUCAAGUUAUAGUAAAGGCAUAUUGGAGUGACCUGUUUUAGUUCAGAAUCCACAAUUCACUCUGUAACAUAAGGGUUGUGUUAUUGGUUGACAUUACUGAGGUGUUGUUUCACUGCCAGUCCCAAUAAGUCAGAUAUGGGCAAACUGUACCUGUAUGGCGAACAGCUUGCAUUCUCAUAAUGGAUUGUGGAUCACCUAUGGUCACCUAUUUCAUUGUAGAUGCUCUAAUUUUCAGGUGCCUGGUAUUUAAUAUUUUAAAUAUUCCAACUUAGUAAGGUGCCACAUUUUGGGCUAGUCCAUAGAACUCCCUAGUGUUUUUGUUGGUUAAAGUGUAACACGUCCAAAUCCGCUACCAAAUGGUAUCUUCCCAUACAUCUGCUUUGUGAUGAUUAGAGGUUUGAAGUUGUAGCCCUGUAUGUCAUCGUUGUACAGUUUGAUGAGCUCGACUAUAAGCAACCACGCUGCCAAUGGAAAAGCAGUGGAAUAAAGUCCAUUCUUAGAAUUCAUUAGCACUGCCACUUAAAAAAUAAAACAAGUAUGUGACUAGGAUAAGAAGCAAAACUAUAAAGCCCAAGAAAAUAGCACAAUUAUGUUUUUGUAAAAAGAGAAGAAAAAAGAAUUGUGUAUGUAUCUGCAAAAAUGUAGUUAAAAUGUAUUCAGAUAAUUUGUUGAAUGCUACACAAUGCACAGUGUAGCUUGAUCCUUGUUUAAAACAAUGACACAGAUUAACCUUUUCAGCAUUUCAUAUCUGGUAUUUGUGUGAUAUCUCAGAAACCCAGUGCUAAGUAUGGAAAAAUUGACUAUAUUUAUAUGGCAGCUCAAGAUCAUUUGCACUUUCAUGAGCUUUGACCUUGCCAACAGCAGAAGAAAAACCUACACCUUUACUUGUAUAUCGACAUUAAUAUAGAAUUGUGUAUUUUUUUUUUUUUUUGUUUUGUUUUCUUCUAUACUAGUGUUUCAGUCACAUGACCUUGUUUGUGAUUCACCUCCAAGCUAUCUAAAAGGGGUGUGAAGUCCCUACAUUGGCAGCUGACCAAUCUCAUUUUUAGUGAUUGUGCUAAAGGGAUUGGUAAUCUCCUUUUUUUUUUUUAUAAGGUCCUGGUGUUUAUGUUAAAACAUCUUGCUUAUUAUUAUAAGUACCUCUUUAAAGGGGAAUUGAGCAAUAUUUGAUUGUGUCUAAGCAGAAAUCACUAGUUCGGCUUUGGUGCUCAAUGUUCAUAUUUGAUAACUGGUGCAAUUUGGCAGUGAUUGCUAAGCUUUACACUACUGAUGUUCUCGAUUUACAUUUUCCGUAAAGGCUGGCUAUGCAUCAUGGGGAAUGUAGUCCACAAACAUCCACCGUGCCAAGAUUAGCCGUCACUAGACCGUAUCGAGCGAGAUAGACGGCUUUACUCAUUAUCCGUGUAACAUGCAGAAACUUGAUGAACAUUUUUUUUAUCGUUUUAUUCAGUUUAAAAACAGAUCUUGUACAAAAAUCAUCUGAAAAUGGUCUGAACAUUCACUAGGAAUUUCAAUUUCUAAAUAAAUCAAAUUAUUGCACUAUUGCAAGUGAAAAUGUAUUCAUUUUUAUGGGUAAAAAAUACACGUUUUAAGUUCUUCCAGGGAAUGUAACUGCAUAUUCUGCAUUUCAUGCUUUACUAGAAAAAAAAGAAUAGGUGAACUUAUUACGGAGAAGCCUUUAAAAAAAAUAAAAAAAAAAUAAAUUAAAUAAACAGUACGCAAAACAUUCCAUUUGUGAUAGCACCAUACUUACACUUCAUACAUCUACAUUUCUAUGCAAGUUACAGAGAUUUUUUACUGCCCGUAUAUAUGUAUGGAUCAAGUUUGCUGACAUAAUCAUUACAAAUUAGCAUAGACUUUGUGGGAUCAAUUAAGCAACUGUAUCCAGGGGAAGGGCUGUAGUCCUGCCGAUUGAUAUUGUUUUUCCACCAAGAAACAGUGUACUUUUUAACUUCGUACCAGCUCUCUGAGAAAAUAGUUCUAAAACCCCCAAUUCAUAGUGUGCCUCUCAGUCACUAAAAUGCUCAAUAGCAGUGUUAGUCUGUGACAGCUAUCAGUUAAAAAAAAUAAGGUACUGUUAACUUUUAGUUAUUGUCAGACGGAUAUGUAAAAUCGUUCCAUCUUGUAUUGUUAAUGUCAAUUUCUUAUUGUGUUGUAACAUUUUGUCAUACUUAUCACAGAUAUUUCAGCUGUAAACAUAGAACUUACUGUUUUUGUUACUGGUUUUUGCAAAUUAUAUUUUACUGCAGCUUUGUGACACAAAAUGUUUCUAAUCCGUAUUUUCAUGUUUAUUCCACCAAAGGUCAUAUAGGUAAUAAUCCUUUAUGGGUUUUAUGCAUUUAACUAGGAAACGUGGUUUAACGAGGGAAUUGCUAAUUCAACGCAAAAAUGUGGAAUUGUAGUUUCUGUGCAAUGUUUUGCAAAGGCGCCAAAUCAGGUUUACGUAGGUCCCCGUCCACACCUUAGGAGCCAUUAUAUAAUUUAGGAAAUGUCUAUAUUUAACCAUAAUAAAUGACAUCUAAUAAAACAAAAAAAAAUCACUACCAUUUAGAGAUAAGUGUUGCAUACUUAUCCUAUUUAACGUGUCGUAAUUUUAAUUUAGUAACACAGAAUAGAAAAUCUGUAGUAGAGCGGAUCAUUAGACUUUUAGUACAUUGAUUUCUGCAGAGCAUAUGGGCUCCCACUGUAUGCUGACAUUUUCAUAAGACUGUCUUGUGACAGGUUCAACCUCACCAGUAAUAGCUACUGAUACAUAUCACCGAAACAGUGAUCACUACUGCAAAGACGAAAAUACAGAAACCUCUCCAGUUGUUGUCAUAUAACAUAUAGCAAUAGUAUUAAGUGUAUGUUCCCCAACACGUUACUUGAAUUGAGUGUACCCAUCAAAUAAUAGGAUUGCAAUAUUCACCUUGUGUCUUCUUGCCGUGGUAUAGUCACUGCUCAGUUUUUAGUGUAGAAAACUAGCUCACGUGUCAAGCAGUAUUUAAAUGUGGCUUUGGUUAGUAACUUUCCAGAAAGUGAUGUUGCUGUAUAUAUAUAUCCGACCUGGUCUCUAGUGCCCCUUGUCAGAACCUGAUAGGACAAUGGACUCCCAGAUGGGUUCUUGACCAAUCUAUGUGUAUGAUGCAAAAAGUAAUUCACAAACAUCAGGGAGUCCAAGUUAGCCAUCAGAAAUAAACUUGUAGCCUUGUCAAAUGCUUUUUGAUGUUUCAUUUGGUUGUAGAGCCUUGCCCCCAGUUAUUACCUUAAUGAACAUUCUUUGAUUACUGAGUUGGCCGUUUGUCAGUGAAUUUGGACCUCAAUUAAUAAAGGGAACAUUUUGUGGCCAAACUGUACAGUGCAUUAAUUCUAAGUGUAUAUAUUUUUGUAUACACAUUGUUUUUUAUAUGCCAAAUACAACAUGAUUUCUCUCAUAGAAAUAUCAGAAUGGCAUUGACUUUUAUAUUUGUAACAUCAGUAUCUCUCUUGAUUUUGCUGUAGCUCUUUGUUUUAUGUUGAGGCGAUUGCAGUACAUUAUGAUUUACCUGCUCUACCAAUGAUAUCUGUCUUCCUAUAUCAAACUAGCUACUUAUCCAAAUAUACAUUUUGCAAGUGUAGCUACUUCCUCAUAUUUUCCUUUUGUGUUUGCAAUUCGUUUACUAAUGUGCAGAGACAUUUUGUUUUGGUCCAUUGGUGAUUUACACUACCAGUGGUCCAUAUCCUUUCAACCAACAUUAGUAACCGUUUAAGAAAAACAAAAUGAUCAUGUCUGCUACACUAAAACUCCCACUGUUUUUUUUAGCCAUUACAAUACUGAUUUUUCAGUUUAUGAACCCACCAGAUUAGACACAUGUAGACAUUAAAAACCUCCACCAGACCUUCUAAGACUCAAGUAAAAUGUAAAGGAUAUGGCUAUUCUGCAUAUAAAACAUGGAUAACACCCAGGGGUGAAAGUCGAGUUUACACAUUGUUUUUUUUUGUAAAAUACAAUCAUCGCCUCAACUGCAAGGCAAACAAAAUAAUUGUUUUACAAAAGUUCCAAUAAAUGUACACUACGGGAACAGAAUUACAGAGCAUAUAUAAUAUAAAAUUCCCUAUUUUCCUUUUUUAUGACAGAAAAACAUCAAUUUUAUAUUUUUAAAUAUAUGAAAGUGAUAUAUUCAUGUAGAAAAUACUGUUAUUUUUCAACCACUGAGAAGACCGGAUUUAGCUCGAAGGCAGACAGAUGAAAAUUGUCUGGUUAUAAAUGAAUGUAUACAGCACUGCAUCCUUUUCAGCCAAGAAUGGUUGAUAUUGUAUGUUUUACAUAACUGUUAAACUAUUACAGGAAAAUUACACCCAAAAUGCGAGUUAGUAUAAGAAUUAUGAGUAGUAUCUCCUGGUACCUGUUAUUUUGUUGUGCGGAUGGUGUUGCAAUCCUCUUUAAGUUAUAAAUUAACAAAACCAGUCUGAUUUUCCAAAUUGUUUUUCUCUACACAAUUCACAAUUUGUUAAAAUAAAUCCUAAAUAUUAAUGAUAUUAGUUGCCCCCAAUAUAUCGCUUUACAAUGUUGCUGUCAAAGUGGCUGUUGUUUGUAGCCUUAUCUUGAUCGUGACUAGUUGAGAAUUGCCACCACGUACAUAAAUAGUGCCAGGACAAACUAUGGGAUUUUUCACAUUGCCUCAUGGGCUAUUCAGAUUAACUUGUACCUUGACAGAGGAGUACUCAACAAACUCCAUAUUCACUUUCUUUCUAUGAGUUGCUAGAGUUGACUUAAAGGGACACCCUAUGCACUAUAACCAUUUUAGCUUAUUGAAGUGGUAAUCGUGCCUGGAGUUCUCUGGCACCGUCAUAUUAUUCUUUUGUAAAUGUUUAAUUAGCACAAUCUACAGACUAAAAACAAUGUAAUUAUGUGAAACUAACAUUAUGCAUGCCAGAUUCUCUGUAAUGUUAAUUUUGAUUCUGCCAAUCAAGGAACUAUGUGAUUAAGUAUGCUAAGAGGCAAAAAGAGACAUGAAGGUGAUCUAGGGUCAAAAUGUUGCCAGAUUACUUUUAUGGUGACUGAUUGAAACUCAUCAAAUAUAUUUUUACAUUUUGAUUUUGUUUCAUUUGGCCCUUUUAUGAAAAUCACAGACUUAUUAAUUUAGUAUCACGUUGGUUUUGGGUCUAAUUUUCAAUGUAAAAACAUUAAUAGUCCCCAAAAUAUCUGGGACUCCUUCUGAUGACAAACGGUGACCGUCAUAGCUGGUGAAUAUGUAGAACUGCACUGGGCGGGUUCUGUGCCAGAAAUAAAAUGGAUAAAUAAAUAAAUAUAUAUGAUAUGAAAAAAAAUGCUUUAUAGCUUUUAAAAUGUAUAAUAUUGUAAAAUUUCAUUUUGAACACACGUACAUGGUGCUUGCUACAGUUUGUAGCACACUGACGGUAUUGUGCUGUAUCACCCUUUCAUUGUAAUAUAAAUACAAUUUUUUAUAUAUCGG
Pelobates cultripes (western spadefoot toad) is the source of this 41538-nucleotide messenger RNA. Lineage: Eukaryota; Metazoa; Chordata; Amphibia; Anura; Pelobatidae. The record is from the annotation of a GenBank genome assembly.